CAGGCGCGGGCAGCGCCCGCCGCCUUCCGCCUUCGGCCGGGCCGCGUGAGGGAGCAGGAGGGGGUGAAGGAUGGACUCCCUGGACCACAUGCUUACGGACCCCCUGGAGCUGGAGGGCAAUGGCAGUAGGAUCAUGGAGGACUGUAUGCUGGGCACCACCAGGGUCAGUCUGCCUGAGGACCUGCUGGAGGACCCUGAGAUCUUCUUUGACGUUGUCAGCUUGUCCACGUGGCAGGAGGUCCUGACAGAUGCGCAGCAAGAGCACCUAAAAAAAUUCCUGCCUCACUUCCCUGAGAACAACCGGGAGCAUCAGAACAAACUCAUCUUGGCACUGUUUGGGGGGCAGAACUUUCGGUUUGGGAACCCGCUGCACAUUGCCCAGAAACUCUUCCGGGAUGGACACUUCAACCCCGAGGUGGUGAAGUACCGACAGCUGUGCUACAAGUCGCAGUACAAGCGUUACCUGCGGGCGCAGCAGCAGUAUUUCUACAGGCUGCUCAAGCAGAUCCUCACCUCCCGCAAUCACUUGCUGGAAUUAGCCAGGAAAGGAGGCCCUGACAUGACCCUGAGGAGAAGGCACUUCCCACCGACGUAUGACUCGGAAGAACGAGACAGACGGACACAUCAGCGCUACCUGAAAAUCUUGAGGGAAGUGAAAGAGGAGUGUGGAGACACUGCCUUGUCUUCUGAUGAAGAAGAACUAAUCUCUUGGCCUCCAAGUUCUCCAGCACGUUGUUCAAGUCCACCAGUUCCCCUGAGAGUGAUCCCCACAUUGUCAACCUUGGACAUGAAAACAGCAGACAAGAUAGAACUUGGGGAAAGUGAUUUGAAGAUGAUGUUGAAGAAGCACCAUGAGAAACGAAAACGUCAGCCUGAUCACCCUGAUCUGGUCACGACAGACCUGACUCUGGAGGACAUCAUGACUCGAGUGAAUGCUGGCAGGAAAGGCUCCUUAGCAGCCUUGUACGACCUCGCGACUCUCAAGAAAAAGGUGAAGGAAAAGGAGGAUAAGAAGAAAAAGAAGGUGAAGGUUAUUAAAUCUGAGGGGGAAGACUUGGCUGACUCUUUUGGCAAUGCAGAUGGAAUCCCACCGAUGCCUCAGGAUCUUUCCCCCAUCCCUCUGUCAUCUGUCAAAGAGGAACCUCUUGAAGACAUGAAACCAUGCCUUGAAAUAAAUGAAAUAUCAUCCAGCUUCUUUUUCCUUCUUUUGGAGAUACUGUUUCUGGAAGGACCUGCUACUCUCUCGGUGCUUGAAGAUAAAGUUCUCGACUGGCAAUCUUCUCAUGCCAGUGCACUAAAUAACUGGUUCUCAUUUGCCCCUAACUGGUCUGAACUGGUUUUACCUGCCUUGCAGUACUUGGCAGGUGACAGCAGAGAUGCUCCUUUUGUUGAAUUCAAGGAAAAAACUCAGCAGUGGAAAUUGGUUGGUACAUACCAAGAUCAUGAGAAGGAAUUGGCAGCACUCUUUCACCUCUGGUUGGAGACUAAAGACCAGACUUUCUUCAAAGAAAAUGAAGACAGCUCUGAUGCCAUGCCACUGCCCAGAGUAAGGACUGACUAUGUAGUCCGGCCUAGCACUGGAGAGGAGAAACGGGUGUUUCAGGAGCAGGAGCGUUACCGUUACAGCCAACCCCACAAAGCCUUCACCUUCCGCAUGCAUGGCUUUGAGUCAGUUGUUGGUCCUGUGAAGGGGGUGUUUGACAAGGAAACCUCCUUAAACAAAGCUCGAGAACAUUCUCUCCUGCGCUCAGACAGACCAGCAUAUGUCACCAUCCUGUCCCUUGUUCGUGAUGCUGCUGCUCGCCUUCCUAAUGGAGAAGGAACUCGUGCUGAAAUCUGUGAGCUGCUCAAAGAUUCCCAGUUCCUAGCUCCAGAUGUCACCAGUGCUCAGGUUAACACUGUUGUCAGUGGUGCUUUGGAUCGACUGCAUUAUGAGAAAGAUCCCUGUGUGAAAUACGACAUUGGGCGCAAGUUGUGGAUCUACCUGCACCGAGACAGGAGUGAGGAAGAGUUUGAACGGAUCCAUCAUGCUCAAGCUGCUGCAGCAAAGGCCAAGAAAGCUCUUCAGAAGCCAAAACCUCCAGCUAAAAUGGUAGAUUUCUUUGCUCAGAAGUCGAGCAGCAAGGAGAGUGCUGUGAAAGCCCUUCCCAGCAGCACAGCAGAGCCCAGCCAGCUGAGCCUCAGUGACUCCAGCAUGCCACCAACUCCCGUGACCCCUGUGACACCAACUGCACCAGCAUUGCCACCAACACCCAUUUCACCCCCUCCAGUGUCUGCAGUCAGCAAGAGUGUAUCCAGUGCUGGGGCAGAGCCAGCAAAACCCAGCCAGAGUGUCCUUCUGGUAUCGUCCCCCACCAUGCCACAGCUGGGCACGUUGCUCUCCACAGCUCAGAGCUCUCAGGCACAACCGGGGCCGGCACCGCCCGCCCCACGCGUGGUGGGUCACGGAGGCUCCUCGGGGCUGCCACAGGUGCGGGUGGUCACUGCCCAGUCCAGCCUCCCAGCAGUGUCCCAGCAGGCCCCAGUGGUGACUCAGCAGCAGCAGCAGCAGCCCACGUCAGUGCCUCAAAUCCGCGUUCCAGCUACAGCCACACAAACCAAAGUGCUCCCUCAGGCUGUGAUGACUCUGCCAGUAAAAGCUCAGAGCAGCCCUGUGCAGGUGCAGAGAGCAGGAGGCUCUGUGGCAGGACAGGCAGGUCUCACUGUGACAGGGCUGCCUGCAGCCCCCAGUCCUGCUGUAAAGCCAGUGACCAGCUCCCCGGGCAGUUCUGCUGCCAGCACCUCCUCCACCACUGUCAUCCAGAAUGUGGCUGGCCAGAACAUCAUCAAGCAGGUGGCUAUUACAGGACAACUUGGCAUGAAGGCCCAGGCUGGCGGUGGCAUCCCGCUCACAGCGACCAACUUCCGCAUCCAGGGGAAGGACGUGCUGCGCCUGCCCCCGUCCUCCAUCACCACGGAUGCCAAGGGGCAGACGGUGCUGCGCAUCACCCCGGACAUGAUGGCCACCCUGGCCAAGUCCCAGGUCACUACUGUCAAACUCACCCAGGACCUCUUCACAGCAGCAGCGGGGAGCAGUGCUGGUGGGAAAGGCAUCUCUGCCACUUUGCACGUGACAUCCAACCCUGUGCAGACUGCUGACUCUCCAGCCAAGACCAGCACGGCCACUCCUGCCUCCUCCAGCCCAGCUGGGAGCACGGUGGUUAAAGUGACUCCUGACCUAAAGACUGCAGAGCCAGCAAGCUCUGCUUUCCGCCUGAUGCCUGCCCUGGGCAUGGCUGUGGCAGAGCAGAAGGGCAAAGCCAUAACCACGGUGGCAUCCACAGAGGCCAAGCCGGCUGCCACAAUAAGGAUCGUGCAGGGGCUGGGGGUGAUGCCCCCCAAGGCUGGGCAGACCAUCACUGUAGCUACUCACGCCAAGUCCUCAUCCUCAGCAGUAAGCGUUGCUGGCACAGCCCACACCUCAGCUGUGUCCCUGCCCACUGUGAGUGCCACAGUGUCCAAGGCAGUGGCAGUGGCCUCGGGAGCUGCAGGGACCCCCAUCACCCUCGGCACAGGAGCCACGGCCGUGCGGCAGGUCCCUGUCAGCACCACUGUGGUGUCCACGUCCCAGGCAGGUAAACUGCCAGCCCGGAUAACGGUGCCUCUGUCGGUGAUCAGCCAGCCAGUGAAAGGCAAGAGUGUGGUGACUGCCCCCAUCAUCAAGGGCAACCUCGGAGCCAACAUCAGUGGGUUAGGUAGAAAUAUCAUCCUGACUACAAUGCCAGCAGGGACUAAACUGAUCGCUGGGAACAAGCCUGUGAGUUUUCUGACUGCACAGCAACUACAGCAGCUGCAGCAGCAAGGCCAGGCCACACAGGUGCGAAUUCAAACAGUUCCAGCCUCCCAUCUCCAGCAGGGAACAGUCUCUGGCUCUACUAAAGCAGUUUCCACUGUGGUUGUGACAACAGCUCCGUCUCCAAAGCAGACCCAGGAUCAGCUGUGAACACUGGUCUGAACAUGAAUCACUUUCUGAGAACCUCCCCGAGCCCGUUGUCCUCCAUCCAUCCAACCACAGUCAUGGAUAGGGAUUGGACUGGGCUCUCUGUCCCGUGCUUGUCUGGGCUCAGCACUGGGACGUCUGGGUAGAAAUUCCACAGAAAAAGAUGCUGUACCUGCAAUUCAGUCCAGAUGUGUAAAGCCAGAUUCUGUGGCAUGAAGAAAUGUCUUCCUGAUCUUUGUUCCCAUCCAAAGGGCUUUUGGCCAAUACUUUUUCUGUGCAUUUGGGUUGUAGACAAAUCAGUUGCCUCUGGUCUUCCUUAAGCAGGGAAACUCACUUGGGAGGGGUGAUUCAGUGGCUUCUCAAAGCCAUGGAGAAGAUGCCUCCUUUUGCUGGAGUCUGGCUGUCUCUGCUGUUAUCAAGUGACUUACGGUGGCUUGGACAUCAGAGUUUGUAACAUUACCUGGACGUAGAUCCCUGACACGUUCAGUGUCCUAUUUAUAGACCUUUAAAUCCCUCUCCCCUCUCUCUGACCUCAGACUCCUGAACAGCUCCCACAUCCACAUCAGGUUUCUGUCCAAGGCAGGAUGAGAGUCAAGAUGGUUUUUGCUGUAACAAAGUGAGUGACCAUGGUGGGGAGAGGGAAAGGAGGAGGAGGCUGUUGUGUGAACAAGUCUGCCAGCAAAUGGGAAUGUAGCAGAAAGGAAUGUUCACCAGAAAGAUCCUCUUUUCCUCAACAAAUAAACCCAGUGGAAGCAAACUGCAGUUUAUUUUAAAAGUUUGGAAUAUGUUUUCAAAUACACCUAAACUGUUGUCUCUUGGAUUCUGAAGAAAUACUUUAACCGGUGACCCCCACCUUUAGUUUUGUUUUUACCCUUCCAAUUUUAUCUUUGUAAAUUUGUUUGAAUUUUGCACAUAACAGAGAUGAAUUUGUGACUGUUCUGACAUGACCUUGAAGAUGUGUUGGACCAGGAGAAGAAUAAAAAUGUAGAAAGCCUCACAGA
This is a messenger RNA of Corapipo altera (White-ruffed manakin), 4980 nucleotides long. It is a transcript of the gene NFRKB, whose product is annotated as nuclear factor related to kappaB binding protein. Lineage: Eukaryota; Metazoa; Chordata; Aves; Passeriformes; Pipridae. Gene Ontology annotation, cellular component: Ino80 complex. The record is from RefSeq and is a predicted model, not a curated record. Gene Ontology annotation, molecular function: protease binding. The coding region runs from base 71 to 3982 and encodes 1303 amino acids. The transcript is spliced from 26 exons.